CUCAGCCCCCAUUGGCCGCCUGGGCCUGCAGUGGGACUGCACAAGGGGCCCACGCCCAGAGGAAGGGAUAAAAGGCUGCCCCUGCCCACCUCUCCUGCCACGCAGGACGCUGCAGCCAGGAGGUGACCACGAAGAGCCAGCGACCGAGAUCACAACGAUGUCUGAGCUGGAGAAGGCCGUGGUGGCCCUCAUUGAUGUUUUCCACCAGUAUUCCGGAAGGGAGGGCGACAAGCACAAGCUGAAGAAGUCCGAACUCAAGGAGCUCAUCAACAACGAGCUUUCCCAUUUUUUGGAGGAAAUCAAAGAGCAGGAGGCUGUGGACAAAGUCAUGGAGACGCUGGACAACGACGGAGAUGGCGAAUGUGACUUCCAGGAAUUUGUGGCCUUCAUUGCCAUGGUUACCACUGCCUGCCAUGAGUUCUUUGAACACGAAUGAACUAGAGAAAGCAGUCAAGCUGUUCCUGUAACAGAGGCGAAGGUCACACAAGGAAGCAGAGAGAAAGGGCUUGCAGGCUAGUAGGAGCUGAGCUUUCUGGCCCUGUUGUAGCAAUUAGGAAGCUUGAUUUACUUUGUGAAUGAAAAAUUGAAAACCUCUUUCCAAGGGCUGUCUUUACCGGUCCCUAUCAUCACUUCCGCUAUGUUAGGCAUAACGUGCUAGCUGACCGGUCCCAGGGACUCCUGGCAAUACCACGUAGGAAAGUCAGUUCUCAGCCACAAAGCCUGUACUAUACUGGCUGUUACGGCUGCUCAGAAUCCCAACCUGGAAAAAGCAAAACUGACUACCAAAAAAAGAUCGGGUAUUUGUGGUUUCCUUAAGUCUCCACUACAUGUGAAACUACAAAGCUCUGUCCACCCUUCGAAAAGGCUGCCGUUUCUUUAAUUCGUUCAUCAUCAGUGCAAGUGGAACCUAGCGUAGCUGGAUGGAGUGACAAUGCUGGCCCACUAGCCUGUAGAGCCUGGCUCAUUUAGAUCCCUUUUGCUACAGUGAGCUGUAAUUACUCAGUAGAUAUUUAAUGCUAACCGUUCCAAAUGGAAAAAUGUCUCAUAAGCCAGCCAGUACUGAGACUAAUCAAAACGGAGAAUCAAGGCUCUACAUAUUCCACAUUCGGUGGAAUUGCGAUGGGCUCACGUUGUGAUGGAUCUGUGGGACAUGUGUGUGUUUUGCAGGAGGAUGGUGGGGUUCAGGACCAAGGUUUCAGAUGAGCCUCUCUGGAGACAAGUGCACUGCAAGUAGCUUCGUCUCUUCCGUCUCCUUCCCUGUCUGUGAGAGGAUGGGUCACUGCUGAUGUGUCUGGUCUGUUGGCGAAUGUCGUUCCUGACUUGUUUGUGCUGCUCGUAAAGUCGGUGUAUUUGGAAAGCUGAACUGUUAUGUUUUUGCAUCCACGGAUUCAAAUAAAUCAAGUCUCAAUUAAUCAACUUACUAAUAUUAAAAAUCACUUCCAGGAAAAUGCAGAUUAAUCUUACCCACCUCUUUUUCUGUUUUAUUGAAGGACACAGCUUCAUUAAAACGCUGAUCGCUUGUAUUUGCAUUAAAUAAAAGUACUGUGACAAGUC
Messenger RNA from Phyllostomus hastatus (greater spear-nosed bat), 1554 nucleotides. It is a transcript of the gene S100B, whose product is annotated as S100 calcium binding protein B. The coding region runs from base 158 to 436 and encodes 92 amino acids. The record is from RefSeq and is a predicted model, not a curated record. Gene Ontology annotation, molecular function: S100 protein binding; zinc ion binding; calcium ion binding. Gene Ontology annotation, biological process: positive regulation of canonical NF-kappaB signal transduction; positive regulation of cell population proliferation. Lineage: Eukaryota; Metazoa; Chordata; Mammalia; Chiroptera; Phyllostomidae. The transcript is spliced from 3 exons. Gene Ontology annotation, cellular component: nucleus; cytoplasm.